GAAUUAAGUCAUUCAAAGCGUACUACCCUUGGCUUUAGUCAUAUUUAUGUUGUUAAUCUUGAGUAUAGAAUAGAUAGACAUGAAAAAAUGGAAGUUUUAGGAAAGUAUCUUGGUUUGGAUUUAGAUUUUUUUAAGGCCGUUAGUAGACUUAGUAAAAGUAAUUUAACUGUAGGUGCUAAAGCUUGUUAUCUAAGUCACUAUAGAAUCUUCGAAUCAAUUGUUAAGAAUGGAUAUGAAAAUGCUUUAAUUCUUGAAGAUGACGUGGAUAUGGAAGUUAAUAUUACCGAUAUUAUGACUGAAGUUCAUCAUAAUUUACCUAAUGAUUGGGAUAUGUUGUACCUUGGUCAUUGUGAUGAGUGGGACAGCAAUUAUUUCAAAACCAAUUUAACCGUUCAUAUACUCCAUACAACGGGACAUCCAAAAUGUACACACGCUUAUGCCGUUUCAGCUAAAGGUGCCAAGAAGUUAAUAGAAAAACUUAAUAUAGAUAACCCAAAAGAUCAUCUUGAUAAG
This is a messenger RNA of Racocetra persica, 513 nucleotides long. The record is from the annotation of a GenBank genome assembly. NCBI's taxonomy places the organism in Eukaryota, Fungi, Glomeromycota, Glomeromycetes, Diversisporales, Gigasporaceae.